AAGUUUACUUUCAAAUUUUAUUUUGUUCUGAACAGAAACUGUGAAAAUGAGAACAGGAGAAAAACUUUUAAAGCUGCAAAAACUAUUGGCAGACAAGAGGGUUCUAAAGUCUGGGUAAUCAACGAGUCCAUUCACAUAGAUGAUAAUGGUGACAUUGUCCCAGAGGAAGAGAAGGAGUUUGUGUGGAUAGAUGACCUCUUUGAUGACAACGUAAAGACUCAGGAGGUCAUCUAUCCGUUCACAACACAAGCCUUAAACGAUGUUUUGCGCGGGUUAAAGGAGACCCUGCAUGGGAACUUUAUAGCAUCUUUUCUAGCAGUGGGUAGGUUUAUUAUCUUUAUAACAAAAUUUUCACAUUAUUAUUAUUAUCAUUAUUAUUAUCAGCUGCUUGCAUCUGUAACUAUUAGUUUGAGGUCACUUCCCUUUUAAGAAGUUUUUAUAAAGCUUUUAUUUAUCCACUCAAACACUUAAUAACUUAAUAAUAUAUCAUGCAAUUACCUAUCAGAGACCAACUACAGUGCAUGCACCUACACCUCAAAAUACAUGAGUAUAUAGAACUUUUUACAUGGUUGUCAGCAAUGGAAACGUUACUAGGGAUUUCAAUAUUGGCAACUCAAGCUAUAACAGGACGUCGUUUGUUUUAGGGUCUACAGGUCAUGAUAGUUUUUUCAUUAUGAUUGUUGGAAGUACUAGUACCAUCUACAGACACUAAACUAAUAAACAUUGACAAACAAGGAAGGAAGUAAUAUUGGCAUAAGGUACCCUUUUUUUCCUUUAUUUUUUCUGCAGCUGGCAGUACAUUAGGCCUGCACUAUGAAUCCAUUAUAGAAGCAGGCUUACAUUUCCCAGUCCCAGUUAUCUGUGGUGAACACAGACUGGGUAAAACAGAAACUGCUAGGGUAGCUCUCCGUCUAAUGGGCAAUGACAAGCAGUUCUUUUCAUCAGCACGGGAGCGUUUUAUUCCACGUCUUUGCUCCAGGUCAACCUUUCCUCCCGUGCUGGAUGAUAUAAAGAACACCCAUCAGCUUGGAGAGCUUGCCUUAGCAUACUUCGAUGGAGGCAAGGAUGGCACUUGUAGCCGUGAAAUGUCACCGAAGACUUGUCCAGUGGUGACAGUAAACUGGGAAGCACUGGAGGGUCUUCCUCAGGAUUAUAGGUAUGCUAAUAUAAACACAAUUAAAUUAAUUAAAUUCCGUAUUUAACAGGUCUAAAUAUUCAAACCAAUUAGUACCGGCAUUUCUACUAAUACUGGUCACAUAAUGUAUUGAGCCAACAUCGGAAAGUGGAUCAUGCAGUCAUGAAAUUUUUCCUCUGAAAAUUACCUAAUUAUUGAACAUUUGUAAUACAUUAUGCUGAAAUUAUAUUUUUUACUCUGCUGUACAGACGCCCUCUUGGUUUUUCUCUCUUCCAACAGACCCGCUAUAUUGUGGUCUUCAGAAAUUAAAAGAAAAACAACCUAAUAUCGUUAACUUUUCAACAGGAUUGCCAGCCGCUUGAUCAUGAUCCCCUUUGUUGUGGGGCCCAGAAGCUCCAGCGGACUCCAAGCCCAAUUGCAGGCUGAAGAAAGCCUUCAAGAGCAGAUGGCAAAUGCUCCCAGGGCCCUGGGACCAUUAAUUGCCAUCAACAUCUCCACUGUUUUAAACCGCAGUAAGGAGAUAAAAGCUCUCUUUGCAGAAGACUUCAUGGAUAUUGACGACAGGGUGAUGGAAAAUUACUCUCUUCUUUUGUCAAUGGGAGUAGAGGUAAGUGGCCAUCAUCAGAAGUUCCAAAUAAUUGCUAGUAAAUUAUGUCUCCUAAAAAGUGAGUUAUUAUUCAAAAAGGGUCUAUCAACAACUUGUUGUAGGGAUGGCCGGUCUUUUACAAACAAAAGUAAAGGGAGAUUAUAUCAAAGUUGCUGCAUAGGAGCUAAAAAAAAAGCCUCCAAAAGGAAAAGUCGGAUCAAGUAAACUACAAGAAACACAAUUUGAUUACUUUUUGUUGCAAAAAACCCAAAUGGAAGAAUAAAAAUUCCGUUCUUAUCAAGUGCCUCAUUCUUGGUCUUGGAGAAUUAUGCUCAUAAAUUAAUACUGGUGGAUAAGAAAAUUUCUUAUUGCAUUUAAUGCAAUAUUUGUAAUAGUCACUAAGCUAACCUUCUGACAGUUGAAACCACCAACUGAAAAUAAUUCAAUGUUAUAAGCACCAAAACCAUAAUAUUAUUAAGGUCAUAAUAAUUAAAUUGUCUUUAAUUGUUAAUCAAGAUACCAUUAACUAUUUUAAAAAUUUAUGACAAUCAAAGUUAGAGUACUAGUACUACCUUAUCUUUCCUUUGCAGCUUAUCGAUAUCAUUGAUGAUGAAGAAAUUGUUAACACCAAAAUGCUAGAAGAGUACUUUGAAAAUACCAUUUAUCCCAUGUGUGUCAAAAAGUACCAAACAAAGUUACAGGGAAAUGGUGCCAGCACAGAAGAUGGAGGGCCUUUCAUUGUUUCGUUAAUAAUGGAGGCCAUUCAUUGUAAUGACUUGACAAGGGGCAAGGUACAUUAGACAUUGCCUAUGAAUUAUUGAUAACCUUUAAAGAAGUUUCUUGCUACAAUCAAAACUGCAUGUUGCUGCAGAAUUUAAAAAUUCAUAAGUAUCAUAGGUCAGCUUAAUUGCAAAGUAUUGAUGUUUCUCACAUGGAUUUCACAUUGAAUGGGUUCAAUUCCAAUAUAUAGGAUGGUGCAUUUCUAUUUCAAGGUGUUUUACCUGUCUUAUUUUUGCUUGGCUUUCUAUUACAAAUGGUUGUUGUAAAUUGUUUUUUCCUUGUGAAAAACCACAAGUUCCACACAAAUGGCUAAAGUGAAUAAACACGAAAGCAGUGACCACACAUAUUUAUUAUACAUUAUUAUUAUAAAUUAUCAUAAAUUAUUUAAAUCAAAAUUGAUAGUUGUGAAUAAUGAUACAUAAUCCCACCCUCUCAGUCGUAGGUUAGGGCAUUAGGUAAAUGUUUAAACCCACCACACACCCAGUCCCUGUUCUUCAACUAGUUACAAUAUUAUAUAUAUAAAUUUUUUUUCAGCUCUUGACCUGCAUCAACCCGUGCAUUACCUUCAAAAUGAAAACACCUGAACAAGGGGAAAUGAAAUGCAAUGGACUUGCUGUGGCCCUGGGUCCUUUCCUCGCAAUGCUUUCUAAUCAUGGCUUGGACACUCUGGCACCCCACGACCGCAUAAAGCAAGAAAUAAAGAAUCAUGGCCUUGGGUUAACCACAAACUGUAAACAGGUUUUCGACAACGAGGAUGGAUCUACCAUUUCCAGAGCAAAAGAGGCCAAACAAAGCACUUCUUUUAAGUACUGCAUUUUUCUUAAAAGAAGUGUGUUUGGACCAGAAGCAUGGGAGGAAUUUGCCACAUGUAAUAAUAAUGUUAUUAUUACUCUAUAA
Porites evermanni is the source of this 3398-nucleotide messenger RNA. NCBI's taxonomy places the organism in Eukaryota, Metazoa, Cnidaria, Anthozoa, Scleractinia, Poritidae. The record is from the annotation of a GenBank genome assembly.